Cricetulus griseus (Chinese hamster) is the source of this 992-nucleotide messenger RNA. The record is from RefSeq and is a predicted model, not a curated record. Lineage: Eukaryota; Metazoa; Chordata; Mammalia; Rodentia; Cricetidae.
GUACACCACAGAAAGCGUUUGAUUUAACUUGGAAAUCAACUAAUUUCAAGACAAUUUUGGAGUGGAAACCCAAACCCACCGAUUAUGUCUACAAUGUUGAGAUAAGCUCUGGAUCUAGAGACUGGAAAAUCAAAUGCUUCUUAACCACAGACACCGAGUGUGACCUCACAGACGAGGUCGUGCAAGACGUGCACCUGACUUAUCAGGCAAGGGUCCUAUCUGUCCCAGAGAAUAACACUUAUUUGAAGGAACCACCAUUUACAAACGCCCCGGAUUUUUUACCUUACCGAGACACAAAACUUGGACAGCCAGUAAUUAAGCAUUUUAAACAAAAGGAUACCCAGCUGAAUGUGACGGUAGAAGACACACAAACAGCGGUCCGAAGGAACGGCACAUUCCUCACCUUGCGGGAGGUUUUUGGCAAGGAUUUGAGUUAUAAACUUCUUUAUUGGAGAGACUCAAGCUCAGGAAAGAAGCAAGCCAAUACAAAAACUAAUGAUUUCUCCAUUCUUGUGGAUCAACCAGUAAGCUACUGCUUCUCUGUACAAGCUCUGAUUAACUCCAGGAAAGAUGACCAGCAGAGCCCACAAAGCGACACCGAGUGCUCGGACGAAUGGGAGAGUAUAAUGGGAGAAACACUCAUCAUUGUGGGAGCAGUGGUGUUUGUGCUCAUCCUCUUUGUCAUCUUCCUGUCCAUAUAUCUGUGCAAGCACAGAAAGGGCAGAGCAGGGCAGAAAAGGAAGGAGAACUCCCCACUUCGCUCAGCAUAGAGGAGAGGAAGGAGUCUGAAGCCUCUAAAUCCUGCACUACCUGCAGGGCACUGUUACCAAGACCUCUAAUGGGGACCAAGGAUAUGGAGCAGAGAGCUUGAUGAUCCUGGUACAGAAAGGUUCCCUUUGCGACCUGAUAUUCCAGCCAACACUCUGAUUCCAACACUAGCAUUUGUCACUUUAGAGUGUACUGAAGGGUACAGACAGGUUAACACUACAGAG